This is a messenger RNA of Prorocentrum cordatum, 327 nucleotides long. Lineage: Eukaryota; Dinophyceae; Prorocentrales; Prorocentraceae. The record is from the annotation of a GenBank genome assembly.
GCAUUGAUGCCAGGGCCAGAUGACACUGGCCCAGGAGACGAGAAGAACGAGACGUACGCCGUCAUAGGCGCAGCGAGCUCGAGCCCACAGGUCACAGAGCAGCUGAAGCAGCUGAUCCAGCAGGCCGUGAAGGACGCAGUGAGGAACCUCGGCCCGGGGCUCAGCCAGAGCGCCGCCGGCGCAGGCGACGACUACGGCGGCACCAAGAGCGGCCAGCAGGAGAGCUCGAGGGGUCAGGAUCCCUGGAGCGACGGCCGCGAUCCAUGGAAGAAUGGACAGCCGGAGCCUGACGAGAGCAAGUGGGGCCCCGGGGGCCGACAGCAGCAG